Messenger RNA from Eimeria tenella, 1689 nucleotides. RefSeq lists its product as uncharacterized. Gene Ontology annotation, molecular function: RNA binding. The record is from RefSeq and is a predicted model, not a curated record. The transcript has 4 exons. Lineage: Eukaryota; Apicomplexa; Conoidasida; Eucoccidiorida; Eimeriidae. Bases 1 to 1689 code for a protein of 562 amino acids.
AUGUCAAGGCCUAUUAAGAAAUCGGCCUUUGCCAAAUUUCACUUGCAAGUUGCUGCUAGGCGGCUCUGUCCCUGCGGCGGCGCGAGGCCUGCCGGGGGCCCCGAAGCCUUCGGCAGCAGCAGCAGCAGCAGCAGCAGCGGAAGCAGCAGCAGUAAUGGCCGCAGCAGCAGCACCGGCAGCCGGGGCCAGCAGGCAGCAAUGCUUUGCGGCUCGUCGAGCCUGAGGCGCUCCCGCGGCAUUUUUGAAACUGUAGACCAACUCCACUGGCCAGCCACUCGAAGUGGACCACUGGUCACUUUUGGGGCCUUUUAUUCUCCCACUUCGGCACUGCAUGCACAGACUCGCCACGCGCAUCUUGCUGCUGCUGCUGCUGCAGCAGCAGCAGCCGCAGAAAGCUCAGAGGCGCCGCAGACGAGAGAAGAUUUGAAACUGGAAGCAGCUGAUCCGACUGCGACUGAAGAGCCCCAGGGUCUACCCGCUGUCCCUGCUGCUGCUGCUGCCGCUGCUGCUGCUGCAUGCAACAGCAGCAGCAGCAGCCGCAUCGUGCUGCGGCCAGCCAGCGCUACCCCCGGGGGCCUCGAGAGACGGCGGGCCAUUCGUCUGGGCCAUCCGUGGAUUUAUGACUUUGAGAUAGAAAACAUAAAAGACUUCAAGAAGCAGCAAACUGGACUUUUGCUGCCAGUGUUCGACAGCGACAGCAGCUACCUUGGCUCUGGGCUCUUCAGCAGGCAGGCGUCUGUGGCGGUCCGCAUGGUCACUCGAGGCAGCAGCAGCAGCAGCAGCAGCGACAGCAGCAGCAGCAGCAGCAGCUUUCCCCAUGAAGGCUCUUUCCGCAAGCUGCUGCGCAGCCGCUUUCUUGCUGCAGUGCAGCGCCGCAGGUUUCUCCAAGAACAGCCGCUGCCACAUGCAAUUGACGGGAGCACUACAUCAAGCAGCAGCAGCAGCAGCAGCAGCAGCAGCAGCAGCAGCACGGCUGUGCAUGAUGUCUGGCGAGCGGUGGACGGGGAGGCUGACGGGAUUCCCGGAGUUGAAGUUGACGUUUAUGGAUCGGCGGCGGUGCUGCGCCUCUCUGCGCAGUCCGUAAUGGAGUUAAAAGAAGAUUUAAUUGAUUUAAUAAAAGAAACAAUUAAUCCGGAGACUCUUUGCAUGCAAACUUUAAAAUCCAAAAAGGAAAAACUGGCGCAGGGAGGGGCAGAAUAUGAAAGUGAGCUGGUCUUGGGAUCGGAUCCCGUGGCCUGGGUGUGGGCCUGCGGUGUCAAGACACCUGUGCACUUACACCUCCCCCCUUUUGCUGCUUGCUGCAGCCACGCGCUGCUGCAGCAGCUGCUGCUGCUGCGCAGACACUGCGCAGGCGCCACAGUGCUGACUGUGAACGGCGCCAUGCGGGGCCUCGGGGUCACCUGCUGCGCCCGCGGGGCGGGGGGCCCCCCUGUGGGAGCCCCCAGCAGCAGCAGCAGCAGGCAGCUGCUUGCAGAGGGGGCAGCCAGCGCGGUGCUGCUGGAGACGUCUGAGGCGCUCAAUGCUCUCAAUGAAAAGGCAGCAGCGGCCAACGGGCUCUCUGGCGCUGUUUCCUGCAUGCACUCCGGAGAUGUACUGAAGGAGUUGUUGGAAAUGCGGGCUUCUGCCCUUCGGUGGGUGGACUUUUAUUGCAAAAUGAAGAAAACUCCGGUGAAAACUCGCAAAAAGUAG